AUGGAAGUGGGAAACAGAAGCACCUACAACACACCGCACUGCUUUGUAACCAUGUUGUUUGUGCUUUGGACACCUAUCCCAAACGAGAGCAUUCAGUUAAACUUUCAUUUUGCUUUUGAGUUGUCCGAAGAACACACUUUGAGGCAACUCUGUUUGGCUAAGAGAAGUGAACACUGGUUGAGAAUUGAGAACCUUCAGGAAAAAUUAGGCAAACAGUCUUCGUCAUUGUAUGUCGAAGUUCCCGUUGCUGCAUCCUGUUGCCAUUUGCACCAGGAAGACUCCCUUGUGUGCAGAAGCGAUGUUGUCGGGGAAGAUCUUUAA
Paramuricea clavata is the source of this 321-nucleotide messenger RNA. NCBI's taxonomy places the organism in Eukaryota, Metazoa, Cnidaria, Anthozoa, Malacalcyonacea, Plexauridae. The record is from the annotation of a GenBank genome assembly.